Xyrauchen texanus (razorback sucker) is the source of this 4608-nucleotide messenger RNA. Its product is annotated as MAP/microtubule affinity-regulating kinase 4-like. Gene Ontology annotation, molecular function: tau-protein kinase activity; ATP binding; protein serine/threonine kinase activity. Gene Ontology annotation, biological process: intracellular signal transduction; protein phosphorylation; microtubule cytoskeleton organization. The record is from RefSeq and is a predicted model, not a curated record. NCBI's taxonomy places the organism in Eukaryota, Metazoa, Chordata, Actinopteri, Cypriniformes, Catostomidae. The transcript is spliced from 17 exons. The coding region runs from base 693 to 2969 and encodes 758 amino acids. Gene Ontology annotation, cellular component: cytoplasm.
CUCGUGUGGAGAUCUUUCAAUACACCAUCAGUUGUAGCAGUGCGCGCGUGCGUUCACGCGUUUGUCAGUCAGUCAGUCAGUCAGUCAGUGCGCGCUAGCGGAGGCAGCAGUGGCGCAUCUCAAAUAUCCGCCGCUGGAAUAAAACGGAAUGUGAAAGAUCUUCGGCCCCGUCACCGGCCAAAGCUUCUGUUUUUCCCAUGACAAGCUGAUGCGAAGAGAGGGAGAGCGCGAGACAGUUAACGGUACAGAGAGAGGAAAGAUAAGCAGUAUUAUUAUGAGAAAAGAGGACGGAGUUUUCGGAGCCCUAUUUGUUUUGCUCGCGGAGAUGAGGCGGGGGGUAGCGAGUCGCUACAAAAUUGUUGGGCUCCGGCCAAGCACUGUUCGGUUUUAGCACAUUUAUACCGGCGCGCGUGCGUUUUCAUCGACAAAAAGACGCUUUUGAUCGUACGGUGUGCAUCACAGAAAAUAAUGCACCUGUCUCGAGGACAUCUGUGAGAUUUGCGGACUGCUGUUGCCGCUGCCAUGACAGACGCAGGCUUUCCAUCUCUACCGGUCACCGAGCAGUCGGUGUGAGAGAAGCACGGCCCCAGCUGCAGCAUCUCGGCCGAUGUGGGCUGCCUUUACCGGGGGAGAUUAAAUCUGUAAAUACUGUUCGGUUUAUUCAUCUCUAAUCGUUUGCGAUCUCAGGGAAAAUGUCCUCUCGGUCUGCUUUACCGACUGCGAACGACCGGAGCACAGAUCAUCAUGCGUCUCUGGUGGCGAGUCGUUCAGAGAAGGGGACAAAUGUGUCGAGUCGUUCACUGGGUGCAAGAUGUCAUAACUCCAUGGCAUCUUGCUCAGAUGAUCUGCCACACAUUGGAAACUACAGGCUCCUUAAAACCAUUGGCAAGGGCAACUUUGCUAAAGUCAAACUUGCCCGCCACAUCCUCACAGGCAAAGAGGUUGCAAUAAAGAUUAUCGACAAAACUCAGUUGAACCCAACCAGCCUACAAAAGCUGUUCAGAGAGGUGAGGAUCAUGAAGACCCUCCAUCACCCCAACAUUGUGAAACUCUUCGAGGUUAUUGAAACAGAGAAGACGCUUUAUCUUGUGAUGGAAUAUGCCAGUGGAGGUGAGGUGUUUGACUACCUGGUGUCUCAUGGGAGAAUGAUAGAGAUUGAGGCUAGAGCCAAAUUCAGACAGAUUGUGUCAGCUGUUCAUUACUGUCAUCAGAAGAAUAUAGUUCACAGAGAUCUGAAGGCAGAGAAUUUGCUGUUGGAUGCAGAUGCUAAUAUAAAGAUAGCAGACUUUGGCUUUAGUAAUGAGUUUACGUUGGGGAAUAAAUUGGACACAUUCUGUGGUUCCCCGCCUUAUGCAGCCCCAGAGCUCUUUCAAGGCAAAAAGUAUGAUGGGCCAGAGGUGGACAUCUGGAGUCUGGGGGUCAUCCUCUACACGCUGGUCAGCGGGUCUCUUCCUUUUGACGGACAGAACCUCAAGGAGCUACGUGAGCGAGUGUUGAGGGGGAAGUAUCGUGUGCCCUUCUAUAUGUCCACAGACUGUGAGGGGAUUCUGCGCAGGUUCCUUGUGCUCAAUCCCAGCAAACGUUGCACUCUAGAGCAAGUGAUGAAGGACAAGUGGAUGAAUGCAGGGUUUGAGGGUGAUGAGCUAAAGCCUCACAUUGAGCCAACGGAGGACUACAGUGACCCCAAACGCAUUGAGAUUAUGGUCGGGAUGGGUUUUACCACAGAAGAGAUUAAAGACUCUUUACUAAAUCAGAAAUAUAAUGAAGUCACAGCUACAUAUCUACUGUUGGGCCUGAAGACUGAGGAUGGUGCUGAGUCUCGAGUUAGUGGCAGUAUGACGUUGCCACGAGUGCGUCCAAGCCCAAUUACCAACGGAACCAACAAACAAUCCACCUCUUCAUCUUCUUCCUCAUCAUCACACAGCAAGACUCAACGCAGCACCUCUACCUACCAUCGCCAGCGACGGCACAGUGACUUCUGUGGUCCCAGCAUGCCUGUGAUGCACCCUAAGCGUAGCCCGACCAGUGGCGGAGAUCGUGAGCUGCGUGAGAGCCGUAUGCCGCCUAGGAAGGCCAGCUGCAGUGUAAUGGGUAGCCGGACCCUCCCCCCAUCUAGUCCAAUGGUCAGCACCGCCAACAACCCCAACAAGGCGGAGAUACCUGACCGACGCAAGGAGAUGACCGCCACCACUAAUAAUAUCCCAGGAAGUACUAUGACCCGCAGGAACACGUACGUAUGUACAGAUCGUUCUAGCACUGACCGACACUUGCUGCUGCAGAAUGGCAAAGACAACAGCUCUCUGUCUCACCGUCUCCCCCCCACCUCUCCGUCCACUCUCAGUAUUGUGGGAGCAGGAGCCUCCUCCUCCUCUUCCUCAGGUGAGCGCUGUCGGCUGACACGUGGUUCCACCAUCCGGAGCACCUUCCAUGGGGGUCAACUCCGUGACCGUGUACCGCCCACCUAUGGACCUCCACCCACAUCGCCCACCCUCAGCCAUGACGCUGGAGCCCUGCCACCCAACACCCGCAGCCGGGCCACCUCUAACCUGUUCAGCAAACUCACCUCCAAACUCACACGCAGGGUCACAAAUGAAUCUGAGGGAGUCAGCAGAUCUUCGGUCACAGGUGGCUAUGUAUCUGGGGAUCAGAAAGCGUCCGAGCCCUGGGGCGGGGGAGGGGGGUGGUAUGUAAGGGGUCAUCUCUCCCGUCCCCAACGGGUCCCUGCAGAAGUGGUACUGGCCUUGCAUGAGGCAGCAAGGGGGUGUGGCUGCCAGGUCCAGCACGCUGGCCCAUUUCUGCUGUGUUGCAGUCAUGGGGCGGCUGGGUCAAAGGUUGGAUUCCAAGCUGAGGUGUGCCAACUGAGUGUGGGUCCUGCAGAGGCAAAUGGAGUACGCUACACACGCCUGUGGGGGGCUCCACUCGCCUUCAGGCACAUCGCAUCGCAGAUCUCUAAAGAGGUGGAGCUCUGAGGGGACGGGGUGGAGACUUGACUUGAAUAUGCCCCCUCACUAUAUCUGUUAUAAUAGCGAACUGACUUUGACCCACCCACCAAUGUGUAAUAGACCUAAAGCAACAUCUGCUCCCUCCUCCAGUCACCACUCAACAAAAACCAAAACUUUAAACACACAUAUACACAAACACAGUCACAUUAAAGGCAUGGAACACUAAUCUCCCUGACAUGGGGAAAUCUACAAAAACAAGCACAUCCCUUCAUGCACAAAAUAAACAAGAGUGCUUCUUAACAUGGAUACUCACACCCACAAAUGUACACACACACACACACUCUCUGAGCAUCUUCAUUCACUGGAUCUGGAUUGAAUCCAGUUUAGUAUUUUUAUUCUCAUUCAAGUCAUGAAAAUCUUCAAUAAUUGAUGUCAUUCUUUUUUUUUAACACUUUUGUAUGUUUUCAAUUUUUGACAUUUUAAACGGGUCAUACAUUUUUUAUGUUUUUGUGAUUAAUGUGUCUUACAUUUGUUAUUCCGUAGUCAUAAACUGUAGAACUGUAGCUGCCAAUUAACUAUAUGCACAAACAUGUAGUUGGCGAACGUAUCCUAACAUCAUCAUAGCUCACAGUGCCCACACAAAUCUAAAUCAGACUUGCUGGUGAACACAAAUUUGAUGAGGCUGUCAGCCAAUCAAUCACAGACUCAUCACGGAAUACUCUACACUUUGUUCUUGAGAUUGUCCAAGCAGAAACUAUUUCCUUAAAAAAUGUGUUUUUCUUAUGUAUAAUGGCAGUUUACGUAUUACCUACUGAUUACUUUAUUGUCCAGAUAUAGAAAAACAUUUAAUGCCAAAUGACUUUUCUUGCCCCUUCUCAAGCUGGCUCUGUGAUUGGCUGAUAUCCCUUUUUGUAUGACUGCUCUUCCGUGAUUCUUUGCAGUUGGAGUUACCUAUCCCUUUAUCCAAUCAGAGUGGGGUUGAGGUUAUAGAGCAUGUGAUUCAGAUUUGGAUCUAAGUGAUCAGUGUUAAAAGCACACUUCCUGCAUUGUAGAUAUGUGAAAAAUGUUCACGUCUUCUAUUGGACCGUUUCACACGUUUUCUAUUGGAUUUAAUUCUAUUGUCAAACCUAUCGUAAUGUACAUUUCUAUAUUUUAAUUGCACCACUUAAAUAGAGAAUCAUCAUGGUCUGGAUAACUAAAUUUUCUAUGCACCUCCAGAGUAGAAAGAUAAAUAUUAAGCUAACUAUUGCAUCUUAGUAAUUGCCAACUUUAUGUCAGCAAUUAUAAAUUCAAAGUCAUACAAUUCAGUGUUCCAGGGAUUUAAAUUAUUUAUAUAAAAAAAAAAAUAAUAAUUUUGAUCGCUUAACCAACAAUGAGAUAUUACCUCAAUGCACCAUUUACUGUAUCUAAAAUGCAGGAUGUUUUCAUGCAGGACUGCAGGAAAAGGUUUAGUGCUCUUACUGCAGAAUAGAUUUUUAGAGGCAAGUGCACCAAUUGGGUUUAGAAAAGAAUGUAUGUGUUGUGUGUGUGGCAGGUUUGCAAUCUUACAUUGAAUAAUUUGGCUAAUAUUCCUUAUAACUCUAUGUCACAUAAACAGAGUUGCAAUUUAAAAAUGGACAGUGGAUGAUCUGUAUGGCAUUCUGUCUGACCUGAAAAUUAUGUGUUC